Molecule: messenger RNA, 627 nt
Organism: Papaver somniferum (opium poppy)
Lineage: Eukaryota; Viridiplantae; Streptophyta; Magnoliopsida; Ranunculales; Papaveraceae
Product: transcription initiation factor IIA subunit 2
Exons: 3
Coding region: 14-334 (106 amino acids)
Biological process (GO): transcription initiation at RNA polymerase II promoter; RNA polymerase II preinitiation complex assembly
Cellular component (GO): transcription factor TFIIA complex
Molecular function (GO): TBP-class protein binding; RNA polymerase II general transcription initiation factor activity
Source: RefSeq, a predicted model, not a curated record
GGUUUGUUGUCGAAUGGCGACUUUUGAACUAUAUAGAAGGUCUACAAUUGGGAUGUGUUUGACUGAAACUCUUGAUGAGAUGGUUUCUAAUGGAACUCUUAGUCCUGAACUUGCUAUUCAAGUUCUUAUCCAAUUUGAUAAAUCUAUGACUGAAGCUUUGGAAACUCAGGUUAAGAGCAAAGUCACAAUCAAGGGACAUCUGCACACCUACAGGUUCUGCGACAAUGUAUGGACCUUUAUCUUGCAAGAUGCGUUGUUUAAGAACGAGGAGUGCCAAGAGAAUGUUGGCAAGGUUAAAAUUGUUGCAUGCGACUCCAAGUUGCUCACUCAAUGAGUUCAGAUAGACUUUUUUUAUCUCUCUGUGUUGUGUUUAAUGACACAUUACAUUGUGCUAAAAAAAAGGGUUUGCUGGAAUGCACAUUACCCUUCCACUUUUGUUAAUUUGUAGACAUGUCAAGAAGGGAGAGGUAGGUAGACAAAUGUAUGGGAGACACGUGCGUAGUCCAACAUGUAAAGCUUGCUACGCAGCCAGCAACUUUAUAGACUAUUUACUCCUAAAUCUAGGAUUAUUAUCAUCCGCGAAGGGUUAUCGAAAGAUGAAACCAUACCAUUCAAGUUCAACGUUAU